GACAGUUUAUUUUUACCAGUCAGUCGAUGUAGUGUUUGUUCUGCGGCUUCUUACUAUCGAGAGUGUGAAUUAUUGAAAAGAAAACAACAAGAGAAAUCAGUGAAAUCAAAAUGAGUGGCUUCAAUGUUGACACAAAUGGGAUAGCUAGUGGAAUUGCGAACAAUAAAUCAUUACCACAAUCACCAGCUAGCAUGGGUUCAUCGGAAAGUGAAACGCUAAGCAUUAGCGAUGAACAAACUUCAAACUCAAUCAGCCGGUCGGUUGUGAAAUCCAGCCGAAAAUCAUCAAAAACUGACUCGGAAAAAGAACGACCACCGUGGCGGACAGUUGUUAUAGCACCACCACAAAAGGUCAAUAAGAAUGCUUUAUUAAAAGCAAAAAUCUUGGACGCCACACGACGAGCUCUGUUAGCGCAAAAAAUCAAUCAUGUUGGCUCACAGACCGACGCAUAUACAACGUUGUUGCGUGAAAAGGCAAUUGGAGUACAAAAAGAUCUAAUCAAAAUGAUUGACAAAUGUGAAGAUACAGACGGUACGAUUACCAUUCGAAAAGAUCGACCAGGUGGAAUGAUAAUCACACAGACUGUUGGUCAAAUGACAGAAAGGGUACCAUCAAAUACAAUUGCAACACAAACACCGCUUCCAAGGACAUAUUUAUCAUUUGCAUCGUUGGCAACCAAAACGAAAUCACCAUUAGACUACAAACGAUCAUCGCCAUUCGAACGACAAAUGUUGGAAAAUGAAUUGCUACUACAAACUCAGCAAAAUGCAUUGAAAACCGUCGAUUCAAAAUUAAAUGAAAAAUAUCCGACCGAACGUGAAACUCAAAAUGAAAACGAACUUUUCAAACAAUCGGAACAACAUUCGGGAAGUUCAUCCUAUGAACAAGUAACUCCACAAGAUAUUCAACAAGAUGAAAAUUCACAAAGUCUAUCAUCAUCGGCUCCUGACACUUCAACGCAACCGAAUAAAAUUGAUAAAGUUGCAAUGAAAAUGCAAGAAAAUAUGAUGAACAAUGCAACAUUUGCAUGUUGGGAUGAUUUUGAUUUCUCGGACAAUGAAAACGAUUUGCCAGACUUACCAAGGAGAACAAUAUCUGAAGGAAGCAUACCGAGGGAUAAUUUCAACGAAAUUGUCAUUGGACAACGAUUGGCUUCAAUGACUCUAACUCCAUUGCAAAACCGGUCCAAGGCGUGUACAACAAAGAAGAAAAAAUCUGUAACAUGGAACGAUCGACAAUUGGCUGUGACAAAAUUAAUAAAUGAAGCAUCAGCUUUAAUUGACAUUUUCAAUGAGGUGUCGAUAAUGCUCGGACCGGAAAUGAAUUUAAGUAAACAUCCAACAAUCGAAGGCGAUCGAAUGAAUAUACCGAAAUCAAAAUGGGAUCCAAUUUUGAGUGAAUCAUGUAACAAUCUGGAAAAAACACUUACAAACUACCGACCAAGAGAACAUUUGAGCAGUGCUCAGUUGUUGGCAUUGUCAAAAUAAAUAACAACAACUUCUUUUAUUUUUAAUUCCCAAAGAGAACAUAAUUAUAAUUUGGUUUAUUGUAAAAAGAAAGAUCGUUUAGAACAAUAUGUGUAUAAAAUGGUGCAACAAUGUACAUUGUAGA
Contarinia nasturtii (swede midge) is the source of this 1611-nucleotide messenger RNA. RefSeq lists its product as uncharacterized. The record is from RefSeq and is a predicted model, not a curated record. NCBI's taxonomy places the organism in Eukaryota, Metazoa, Arthropoda, Insecta, Diptera, Cecidomyiidae. The coding region runs from base 111 to 1487 and encodes 458 amino acids. The transcript has 6 exons.